GCACCAAGGUUUCCGGAUGCUGCGAUGCCGAAAGGUUGAGGAGGAGAUGUGGAGGAUGAACGAACCCAACGAAGAUGUCUUGAGCUAACACGAACAGAUUGUGAGGAUGCUGCACCUGUGUGGGACCGGCUGUCGCACGGCAGCGGGCCACAGCAGGAAGCAAGCCAGAGUGCGGAUGAGCGUCCUCGCAUCGCUCUUCGCCCUGCACGCCCUCACCAUCAUCCGUGCACAAAGUGUGACGGACGUGCCGGCUGCUGCGGCAAUACCUCACGGCCGAAGCUUGCCUGAUGGGGUAGCGGCGGUUGAACGUGUCGGCCGGAGCAUGGCGAGCCGGUCUUCGCCGGCGACCAUAUUCCACAUAGGAGCCGUCGUCAACCCGCCCGAUAGCACAAGUUACUUCGCGCAGGCCAUCGAGGAUGCCACGGCAGAGCACGGCCUCCUGCUCUACGCCCAAACGGUCCAUAUGAACGCAAAUCCCAUCCGCAUAGCACAGAGUGUUUGCGAAAACCUCAUCUCCUCACAGGUAUUCGCUGUCGUAAUCAGUCACCCCGUGAAUGGCGAACUGUCCCCGGCCACAGUUUCCUACACGUGUGGCUUCUACAACGUCCCUGUCAUCGGCAUCAGCUCACGGCAUAGUUCCCUUUCUGAUAAGAAUCUUCACCGGACAUUUCUGCGAACGGUUCCGCCGUACUCCCACCAGGCAGAUGUAUGGGUGAAGAUGUUACAGUUCCUCAGCUACCGAUGCGUUGUGUUCAUCCACAGCUCAGAUAACGACGGCCGGGCUACCCUGGGACGCUUCCAGAACAUGGCCGACCCCGCUGGCAUCAAGCUCGAACGAGUAAUCGAAUACGAAUCUGGAAUCACCGACAUCCUUCAAGAACUGGAAGAGGUCAAGGAGCUGCAUUGCCGUGUAUUCGUUCUUUAUGCUACCGCCGAAGAUGCUACGGGAAUAUUUUCAGAAGUAACGUACCUCAACAUGACAAGUCCCGAGUACGUUUGGAUCGUUUCGGAACAGGCUCUCCAUGCAGUCAAUGUGCCUGAUGGUGUAUUAGCUCUCGAGCUGGUGAACGCAUCGGACGAGAGAGCUCAUAUCAGAGACAGCGUGAAUAUUAUCGCCCUUGCUCUGAAGGAGCUCCAGAGGGAUUCUACGAUGACAACGCCCAGCCUCAACUGCAGCAUGCUAGGAAGAACCUGGGAAUCGGGACUCAAGCUAGUCAGUCUUCUGAAGAAACAAGAGCUUCUGCGCGGAGAAACAGGACGGGUGCGCUUUGACGACAAGGGCGACCGACUCGACAGCGAUUACGACAUCGUCAACAUUGUCCGAGGAAUUAAGGUCCCCGUGGGACAGUACGUUUUCUCAAAGUGGAAAAUGGAUAUGGAGCUGAAGAUUCACUUAGAACAAGUUGUCUGGCCGGGAAAUCAGACGGAGAAGCCACUGGGAUACAUAAUUCCCAAACAUUUAAAAGUCACGACCGUGGCAGAGAGACCCUUCGUCUGGGUGCGACCAGUAUCGGAUGAGUCCGAAUGUCUUCCCAAUGAGAUACUUUGCCCUCGGACAAACAAUUCAGACGGGAUCACAUACCCUUACUGCUGUGAGGGCUACUGUAUAGAUUUGCUCAAAAGCCUUUCCCAAAAACUCAAUUUUACGUACACGCUGUACCAGGUUCAAGAUGGCCAGUACGGCACCUAUGACUUUGUGAAUGGAUCGACGUACAAACGUUGGUCCGGCAUGGUGGGUGAUCUGGUGCGUGGAGUGGCUGACAUGAUCAUGGCUCCUCUCACAAUUACACCGGAGAGAUCGAUCGACAUCGAUUUCACGAAACCGUUUAAGUAUCAAGGCAUAACUAUCCUUGCCAAGAAGCAAGACAAGAGCUCCACCCUGGCGUCAUUUCUUCAGCCGUUCCAGAAGACCCUGUGGAUCCUGGUGAUGGUUUCGGUGCAUGUCGUGGCACUCGCCUUGUACCUCCUAGACAGGUUCAGUCCUUUCGGCCGCUAUCGGCUGCCCAAUAGCGACGCAACCGAGGAGGACGCCCUCAAUUUAUCAAGCGCCAUCUGGUUCGCCUGGGGUGUGCUGCUCAACAGCGGCAUUGCCGAAGGUACACCGCGAAGCUUCAGUGGCCGCGUCCUGGGCAUGGUAUGGGCUGGAUUUGCCAUGAUCGUCGUUGCAUCAUACACUGCCAACCUGGCAGCCUUCCUGGUACUCGAGAAGCCAGAGUCGUCACUCUCGGGGAUCAACGACCCUCGGUUGCGAAACCCGUCGGAAAAUUUUACAUAUGCCACGGUGAAAGGCAGUGCCGUCGACAUGUACUUUCGGAGACAAGUGGAGCUUUCUAAUAUGUACAGAAUUAUGGAGGGCAAGAACUACGACUCGGUGGAGGAAGGCAUCGAGGCCCUGAAGAACAACCAACUGGAUGCUUUCAUCUGGGACUCGUCUCGACUGGAGUUUGAGGCGGCUCAGCACUGCGAGCUGGUGACCGCAGGAGAGCAGUUUGGCCGUUCCGGCUAUGGCAUCGGCCUCCAGCGGAACUCUUUCUGGGUCGACAAAGUCACACUGACCCUACUGGAGAUGCAUGAGAGUGGUUACAUGGAACAGUUGGACAGCAAAUGGAUCCUCAGCGGGGGAGAAAAAUGCGAGACCAAAAACGAACGCACUCCGGCGACACUCGGGCUCACUAACAUGGCUGGUGUAUUUAUAUUGGUUGGGGCUGGCAUCGUUGGUGGUAUAGGGCUCAUCGUCAUAGAGAUAGUCUACAAGAAGCACCAGACACGAAAGCAGCGACGUCUUGAGCUAGCCAGGCACGCUGCGGAAAAGUGGCGAGGUGCUGUGGAGAAGCGCAAGGCGCUGCGGUCGACGCUGCAGAUGCAAGGUCCGACGCGACGCGUGAAGGCCAACGGCAGGGAGCCCUUUACUACCGAGAAGGGCAUGCUGGGACUGCUGGACGCCCCGCCGGCCCCGCGAGCCCGGUGCCCGGAAGGCCCCUCUCCGUUCCUGGUGCCGCCCCCUCCGCCGCCCCCGGCCUCAUCUCCGGCCGCCCUGCGCAUGCGCUCUGCAGGUCACGUACGCUACCUUCUGCGUGGAGAACCUCUCGAAUCUGUAGAUUUCAACGUGUGAACAAGAUAAAGCAACGAGGCCUACGAGGGAUACGGGUAAACCUUAUGCGAUGCGUGAACAUUUCCCGACUGACAGGUGAAUGUUCCUGUCCGUGGCAAAGAGACGCGUCGGCCAUCUUGGUUAACGGGUGCGCCUCACAGGUGCAUUUCGGAAGAGGAGUUGCGAUGUUCUUUUUCUGUGUCCUCCCUGAUUUCAAUGGAGCUCAUCUUGUUUCGUUGCGUACAUUUACCUUAUUCGUUCAACCAACUGCUCCAGGAUGCUAUAAAGGCACGACAUUCUUAAAGGUGUGUCGCAUGCAGGACGCCUGAGAAGUGACAAAACGUGUUUGUGACAAUCGAAGUGGGUACACCAUAUGUGCAUACAUAUUUACGAGGCAAGUUUCAUAUGAGAUGAGAGAGAGUCAUCUGAAACUGAGCAUUAGCUACAGUCGUAUGCCUCAACUGUUAGAGUAUGGUUGUUUCGAUUGUCAAUGUUAUCAUCUAUCUCCCACCCCCCUUGACUUGUUUGAAUUGGUUUUCACACGCAAGUAUAGGAGUGUAUACUAACCAGGGUAAUCACCAGAAAAAAUAUUCGAUACAGUGCUGGUCGCAUUGUCGUUAACGAAUGUGUCACAUCCAGAAAAGAAAGAAAUAUUUACCAUGGAAUGUAUGACGCAUGCAGCCCCAAUAUAAUUUGUAAAGAAUGAUGCAUCUACGAUACACCAGUCCACAGGCGUUUUCUGUUGACGCUGAAGCACUGUCGAAAAUGCGCAAUUUAUUAAGACAACGCGAACGUUAACUCAACAUGUUCCGCAAAUACGGGAAUCACGAAGGUGGAAGUAUACGGACCACGUGCAGCUGUCGUGCGCUAUCAUUCAAGGGAAUCACGAGGCAGAUGAACCGAUAUAUCUACCUUGCAAAUUACGCACUAUGCAUUCGACUGCUAAGGCACGUAUAUGUAUACGUCCACUCCGAAGCGCUGUUUAAUUGUUUAUUCUCUGUUUGUGCCGUCAGUUGUGAGAUCUGCAUUGAAAUCAUUGUGAUUUUUUUUUAUAUGAAACGGCACGUCAUUCAAACGUGAUCGACAACGCGCGUAGAAAAAAUGCAUCCACUUUCGCGUUCCAUGGUAUGUUACUGUAUUAGGAGAACGAAGUUCAAACCUGCACACUAUUGCCUACAAUAUGAAGCGCUCUUAUGAUAACGAUCGUUAUGAUUCAUUCCCACACUGAAGAUAUGUCGCAAAAUAAAGUACAAGUUGCCGCUCGCGAGUUAGGAAACAUGUGAGGGGGACAGUUGAUGUCCUUGUCUGACAUCGCGAGCGCACAAACAGCCUUUUCAUGUGUUCAGUUAAAGCUUGUCUUUGUUUUUCUCCUGUCAGUGGUAUAUUUUUCUUUCUUUUUUGAUACAGCGGAAUAAUGGAUCGUUACUUCCCAACGCUUACUUUUGGUGGGAAGUCACCACUACAGCGCUUAUAAAUAUCUUCGUAAUGUUGAUGGAAUACGUAUAAAAUUGCGGAUUAAAAUUUCUUAAAAUACGUAUAAAAUCACUUCUAAAAUUAUGCACUGAACCCUCGACAGUGUAUCGGAGUAAGUCCUUUGUACUAGGCAAGGGACCUGUUAGGUGACGAGCAUACGAGUAGGGUACAAGCAAGCGAACUGGAAUCGUGCACGAAUUGAUAUGCACGCCUCCAGUCAACGCCAAUCUAUGUCCAACAGUAGUUCCGAAUUCCGUGUUUGCCCUAUAGGUUCGAGUGUGCGGAUUUUUCAUUCACACGGCUUGCCUAUGACAGAUAUCUCCUGACACCUUAAAUAAUGAGGCUGGUAUCCGCUUCCAACGAUGGAUUUUCUUUUUGUCGACAUGUACAACAGUGUUAUAUUCGGAUUCGGAUACUAUACGAAAUAGAGGACAAUUCAUACAUUCGAAUGGUGUUUGCGCUGUAGUCCAGACGCAAAACGCGUCCCUUCGACUGUAAUAGUUCGUAACGUCAUAAGCUUCAUUGGAGUUUGCAGGCUUCUCUCAAGCAAUACUAAUUAGUCGAGAGGAGAGCAUUUAUAUAUAGGCCCACCGUCUCAGUUUUUCCUGUACAAAUUUCUCUUCGUACAACAUACAUAUGCAGGGUGUCUAUUCGGUGCAGAAGAACAAGCACAUUUUACUAGGUUUAUCAAUGCGGUUUCGCUUAUCACCAUGUUUCAGGCAGAACCCGAGACUUUGCUUUGUCACGGCUCUGCGUCUCGGCAGAAGGUAAACAGCUCGCUAAUAAAUGCUGUUCACGAUGCAAGGAAAAGUAGGGGGGAGCUUUCUUUAUGCCCUCCUCCUUUCUUCCCUACUAAGGCGAAUAUGUUUGCAGCCUAACUCCGAUUAAAGCAAGCCCAACGUGUGAUCCAUGGUUGCCCGCUACCCGUGAAACUUCAAGCGGGAGGCUUAUCUGUGUUUAUCUUUCGUUGCGCUCUCGUUCCUCUUAUCAUGAGCUCGUAUGGACACCCUGUAUAGAGAUUAUCCGACGACACUAACGCAUGACAAACUCUGCAAAGAUAUCACGCAUGUAUGCUUCGUUUUCGAAUAAUAAUGUACACAAGUGUAUAUCGAGAUUACGCAUAUAUAUAUAUAACCCAGUACGUUAGCUCAUAAUUCUAUGGCAUGUUAUAGGGUAAGUGGUUAUGAUAAGCUGUUCGCAUAUAGCAGUGCUUAACUGCUGUACCUAUAAAUAUAUACAUACACGAGUCUCUCUGUUAUAUAUAGUGCUUACGCAUUAGCCGUAUACGAAACGUUGGAGCUUGCUUCGAUUGCAAUACUCCAUGAUAUCAUCUAAAAGCACAAAGACCCGGCACAAAGGAGAAGUAUUUUUUUCGAGAAGCCCCACAGGAGAGAAGCUCCCAUUUAGUGGCGCUGCUUCGAAUGCAGGCAUGGAGGAAUAAUGCGAGUGCUUGUUCGGCUUAUGGAUACGUGUGCCAUGUGUAGCUGUAUAGCCUGUUUGAAAGUUUUCUGACAUAUUGCGCCUCGAGAUUGCUAUACGCAGAACACAUCGCGGCUGCCGGUGAUACACGCAGCCGACAGCUACGCAUUAUACAAAACGGCAUUUGUAGUUUUAUAGAGUAGAGAGCUAGGCAAGAACCGUCGCUUUUUAUGCUGCCGCAUUUUUAGUAGAGGAAUUCGUAGCUUUGAAAACCCACGCGACGCUUUGUAAAGCAUUCUUCUGCGAGACGUGUGAUAUAUAUAUAUAGGAUGCCUGCCGUUCGCUUCGAUAUAAGUGCGCAGUUUGUAGUCUUUUUGUAUACGCUCUAACUCGAGCUGGGCAACGAUCAAAACGCUAUCCACUAUACGAGAUUACCGUGUAUAAUCCUUGACUUGUAAUCGGGGCUCCUUCGUCAGUGGGGACGGCGCUGGCUAUUAGACGGUGCAUAAAGUAAACAUGAUCCCUUUGGCGAUGGUCAAACAGUGAUUGGCUGUGGGACACUUUGAUGCGGUUCACAAAGUACGACCUCGUUUCGGCACGGCUUCCUACGAAGUCAGCCCAGAACGCUGAUACCUGACCCCUCCCCUCAACAGCAUUUUCUGUAUACAGGCAGCUGGAUAGCAACCACCUCCUUGUCCAUAGCGUGGUGUUUGGUUAACUUCCGAGAGGUAGUUCAACGGCUGUAUUUCUCUUAAAUUAAAUUAAUUUAAUUAAUCGGCAGAUGCAUUAUCCGCUAUCGGAGAAACACAUACCUCUGUGACUGUAGCUGUUGUGUUGUCUCGGAGUAUAAUCCCAACUGGGGUUGCCAUUUUUCCUCUCUGCGAUGCAGCAGCAUUUCACAACUUGUGCAAAAUGUCGGCCGUGUAAGACGAAUGAAACUAUAGGCUAUAAGAACCGCAGCGUUGCUGCCAGCGCAAUCUAACGAAAAUAUUACUGGACCUGAAUCUGUAAGUUUACCAGAAGCAUUAAACGCUACUCGCACUUGGAUGCGGUGACUUAUCGUUAUCUGUCGGCCUCUAAUUCGACCGAGAUAUCUUUCCGCUCUUAUCAACAACACAGUUUUAUCGCGCUGUUAUCAUUCGCCACGCGCCGUCCCUGCAGCACGGGGGUUCAUUCAUGUCUCUCCGCCUUGCCCUGUACGUCCUUCUCUUUCUCCACCUGUAACUCCCACGUAUUUGACCCAACAGAAGUAGUGAGAUAAUUUCCCAUUGAGGCUGUCCCUUCAUCCAUCCUACCGCAGACCUUGUUCGGUCCCAUAUACUAUUCGUUCAGUGAACUAUACCUUAACCAGAGACAAACAAUGUGCAUAUGUGCCAAAUGCAACUCACGGACGAACGCGUUGCCAAAUGUUUCAAGCGGUGGAUGUGUCCUUAGUAUAAUGUUUCUUUGACAUUCACGAAGGUCAGAAGGUGACGUUGCCCGCAGCUCCAUUAAAGGGAUACUAAUGCGCAAAAAGUUCUCCUCGCAUCUUUCAUUCCGCGGGAAGAACGUUUUCCACUUUAGUGCCUCUUUAAUGGGUCCUAUAUUCUCGCUCAAUGUCUAAAAGUUGUUGACUUUUGCGUCCUGAUUGUAUGUGUGUGUUCUAGUGUAGGAAAUUACGUUCUUACCGUGUAUUCACAUGAGCGCCAUCCUCACGGAAGAUUCUAGUCGAAGAAAAAGCAAAAAAAAAAAAAAAAACUGCUCACGGAGCCACAGUUCCGCCUCGUGUUAUGUUGAGCAUUCACACGGUGCGGGAAUAUCGGGAGUGGCGUACUGCGCACCUUGCAGAAUAUCUACGGAAUAUCUUGUGUCUGUGUCGCAGGAUAUUCCUCACGGUUAACAGUGCAUGUGAGGACACGACGUUGAGCGGUCGUGCUCACGUGAUAGCAGAAAGCUGCAACGCAUCUUCCGCUUGAGCAUUCUGGGAAAUGUCGCUAGUGUCAAUACACGGUUACCCUCGUAUGUGACUGCACAUGAGAUAUCUCUGUACGAAGUCAUAUACUGGACAAAAAAAGAUGAUUCCUUACGUAUAGUAUAUACGUCUGAAACUUUUCACUUUUUGUUUUUCUUUUUCCUUUCUUUUUCUUUUUACACCACAGUUCAUGGUACAUCCGGGUUUUCGUCUGAGUGCCCCCCGGCUUUUUCGGUGUCGUCUUUAGGUUAUUUACCAUGGAUUAUGGUAGUCAUUCUCGUACAUGGAUUAUGUGCUACACAGCGUUGUCCGUUCCCAACAUCGCACUGCGGGUGCAUCCAAUAAAGGGCUUACAUAAACUUAUUCCUGCGACAAAAAGGCUUCACACUUUGCAUGAUCGCAGCUCAUCGUCAUCAAGGAAAUUAAUCAAUCCUUUUAUUUUAUGAACAUAGGAAGUGAACUGUUUCGUCUGUGCUUUUAUCUAUGUCGUCGCUGUUUGGCUACGUUCCACAUCCUUUUGUUGUGUGUUUACGUCCCUAAUUUUGCAGUGGCGGAAAGGUACCCAGCAUCUCCGUGCGGUACCGUUCCGAGAGGACGUGUUCCCAAAUUCCGGAUUAUUAGUAGUCUUUAGCAAAGUUAUGUCCUUAAACGUGCGAGCGAGGAAACGAGUGUUUUUUCAUAUUUUCGAGGGUCAUACAUGAAAGCGCGAGCACUGCAGCAUGAAAAGUGUUGUCUGCCACGGUGCUCGCCGAAGUGUGCGGACGAAUACGAGAAAGUGUUCGUCUGUUUGUGGCUUGUUUGGUGCUAAACUGGUCAGUGAUAUCUGGCAAGAAACAUUUAGUCUGUUAUAUUUCUAAAUGACGUUAUAAAUAAAAAUUGUUGUCG
Ornithodoros turicata is the source of this 8819-nucleotide messenger RNA. RefSeq names its product glutamate [NMDA] receptor subunit 1-like (gene Nmdar1). The record is from RefSeq and is a predicted model, not a curated record. Bases 107 to 3112 code for a protein of 1001 amino acids. Gene Ontology annotation, molecular function: NMDA glutamate receptor activity. Gene Ontology annotation, cellular component: synapse; plasma membrane; neuron projection. Gene Ontology annotation, biological process: chemical synaptic transmission; regulation of membrane potential; monoatomic ion transport. The transcript has 19 exons. NCBI's taxonomy places the organism in Eukaryota, Metazoa, Arthropoda, Arachnida, Ixodida, Argasidae.